This is a messenger RNA of Phlebotomus papatasi, 2549 nucleotides long. RefSeq names its product adipokinetic hormone/corazonin-related peptide receptor variant I-like. Gene Ontology annotation, biological process: G protein-coupled receptor signaling pathway. The transcript is spliced from 6 exons. Gene Ontology annotation, cellular component: membrane. Gene Ontology annotation, molecular function: G protein-coupled receptor activity. NCBI's taxonomy places the organism in Eukaryota, Metazoa, Arthropoda, Insecta, Diptera, Psychodidae. Bases 513 to 1703 code for a protein of 396 amino acids. The record is from RefSeq and is a predicted model, not a curated record.
UCCAUUCACAUCGUCGUAAGCUCCAAGUGUUAAUCCUUUGCCGUUUUUCCAUUUCCUCCUACCCACUAAAGCUGACAAUAACCGUGACGCAUAAGAAGAGGAGCUUUAAUUUCAUUCGAUGGUACUUCCGGUUGGUAGUUGUUGGAAUUUCACGAGUGGACUUUUUGUGACACCUAUAAAAUAUUUAUGUUAGUGUCCUAACAGAAGCUUUUUUUUAAGCCCAACUGUACUGAAAAAAUCUAAUGUGUGAAGUGAAGCAUUCACCAUAAAAUUAAGUGAUGCUUAAUUUUGUUGUCAUUGAUACUCAAAAGGAUGAUUAAUUGUACAAUUUUCUCUGAGAAAUAUUAUUGAAGUGCAAAAGAGAGCUUUUCAUAUUUACAAGCUCUUGAGUGCUCCAAGCUUUGCAAGAUUUGUGGAAUAUUUGUGCGUCAAUGUGGCUCAUACAAAUUGCAGAGGAUUAGUAAAAAUGUUAAGUACAAAGUGGAUAGCAGGAACAUUAGUUGGAAUUAGUAAUGGAAGACCUCUUGGAGAUCGAAACGCAUCAAUUGGACUUUUAUAAUAUAAGCUCAGUGGAACUUACAGGAUUAAAGCACAAUACAUCAGUAAAUAGCACAGGAUAUUUUUCAACAAUCACCCCAAACCCCGACAAUGUACCACAGGGUCUUACAAAUUCUUCGGUUGUGGUCAUUAUAGUGUACUGUAUAAUGUUUGCAAUAGCAGCUGCUGGAAAUCUUUCGGUGGUGAUAACACUUUUUCGCUCCAAACGACACAGGCGAUCAAGAAUUAGUCUCAUGAUUUGCCAUUUAGCUGUUGCUGACCUCAUGGUGGCCUUUUUCAUGAUUCCUGUUGAGAUUGGAUGGAGAAUUGCAAUUGAGUGGAACGCUGGAAAUGUGGCAUGUAAAGUUUUCACCUUCAUCCGAGCUUUCUGCCUCUACCUCAGUUCAAAUGUUCUUGUCUGCGUAUCACUGGAUCGGUGCUUCGCCGUCGUCUAUCCCUUACGCCUUUCAGAUGCGAGAAAGCGUGGAAAGGUCAUGCUUGCAGGCGCCUGGAUGUUAGCCAUUCUCAGUUCGGUACCACAGAGUAUCAUCUUCCAUGUAGCAACUCCUCCAGGCUUUCCGGAGUUUCACCAAUGUGUCUCCUUUGGGUACUUCAACACCGCCAAUAUGGAAGCUAUUUAUAACUUCUUCUGCGUUUUAGCAUUGUAUUUUGUGCCAUUACUCAUCAUAUGUGUAGCCUACACCAUGAUAGUCUGCGAAAUCACAAAUCGAUCGCACAGAUCGCGAGAAAGAGAUGAUGGUAGCGAUACAACUGCCUCAGGUGCUCUCAGGCUGCGAUGCAAUGCUCUAACACAAAUCGAAAGAGCUCGUCAACGAACUUUCAAGCUCACAGUUACAAUCGUACUUGUUUUCAUUUGGUGCUGGACACCCUACGUUGUGAUGACUCUGUGGUACGUGUUUGAUAGAGAGAGUGCGGAAAAAGUAGAUACUACAAUACAGGAUGGCCUAUUUCUCAUGGCGGUAUCAAAUUCAUGUAUGAAUCCAUUAAUUUAUGGUUCAUUCGCUAUGAAAUGUCGUUUUCCGUGGAAUCGCAAGCCACCGGUUGCAAAUGUUCUUGGCGAAGCACCAGGUCUUCAUAGGAAGUCAACAGGUACUUACAUGCAAAUGAUGCUAACUGUGGCAAAGACACAGCUCAAUAAUAAGUAAAUUUUGCAUUAGUUUAAAAAAAAGAACAUAGUGAAAGACAACAAUUUUUAGAUAGGCUAAAGACAGAAGAGUUUAAAAUGUUAAACGGUCUUCAUAAAAGUUUAUCCAUAAGUCGUGUUUGUUAAGAAGCGAAUUUUUUUUGAAAAACUUUUACUUGAAUUGUACAUUAAGGGCAAUUCCACGUCUCAAAUUUAAAAAAAAAUGUAUUUAGUUCUGUUUGUUGCUUAUUAAUUCAAAACCUUCGGGAAAUGAGUUAAACUUUCAGUCUGAAGACCGCUUUAUAAGGCAUUUUGCAUGGUUUCAUUUCAAUAAAUAUUAAUUUUGUGAAAAAUAAAGUAUAAAGAAAUCUUUACGUUGUUAUUUAUAAUUGUUAUGAUAAGCGAUGAUUAUGUACUUCAAUUGAAAAGUCAUAUACAAAUUUAUAAUGUUGAAAAAUAUAAUUAAAAUAAAAAGUAAUUUUUAUCAAAAAUUAUCUUAAGUUCAUUUUCCAAGAGAUAUUAAGAGAAAGAUUUUACAGCUGUUAAUGAAAUUUCUAUAAUAAAUAUAUAUUUGUUAUUUCAAUUCUCCUCAAAAUUCUAACUCACUUAUUUUAGUUUGGUAAGGAUUCAAUAACAUAAAUUUUAAAUAAAUCUGUGAUCUAAAUGAAAUAUGGUGGUCUACACGGAGCUUUUCAGUGUGAAAUGAUUCAUUCUCAAUUUAAUGUACGAAUAUGAAAAAGCUCCGUAUGGAAUACAUGUUGUAACCAAUAAAUAUUGAGAUAUAUGAAAUAUUAUGUUACAUAUUUUAAUUAUAGUCUAAUUUAUCGUAAUUAUGUACAGAAUAUUAUAAAAUUAUGUUUUAAUAAAU